Messenger RNA from Dromaius novaehollandiae (emu), 6218 nucleotides. It is a transcript of the gene NIBAN1, whose product is annotated as niban apoptosis regulator 1. The record is from RefSeq and is a predicted model, not a curated record. Bases 77 to 3460 code for a protein of 1127 amino acids. NCBI's taxonomy places the organism in Eukaryota, Metazoa, Chordata, Aves, Casuariiformes, Dromaiidae. The transcript is spliced from 14 exons.
GCGCCGCCCCCGGGAGUGCCUCAGCGUGCGGCGGCCGGGGCAGCGGCUGGGCUGCGCGGCGCUCCGCGGCGGCGGCAUGGGCGGCUCUGCCUCGGGCCCGCUGGACGACAGCAAGUGCGCCUACAUCCGAGGGAGAACAGAGGCGGUGAUAAAAAACUUCAGCCCACACUACAGAUGCCAGUAUGCCGUGGCUUUCUGCAGGCACGUGCAGAACGAGCUGGAGCAGCACCGGGACUCCCAGUCCCAAUUCCUGAAGACCAAGCCCCCGGUGGAAGCUGGGACGGUCUUAUACGAAACAGAGGUGCUGCAUUUUGCUGAGGACCUGAAGAAGUGGAAGGACAGAUACGUUGUUAUCAAAAAUGACUAUACCGUGGACUGCUUUGAGACCAAAGAGGCCUACCAGAAAGGAGCCAGCCCUAAAUAUCAUAUUCUUCCUGCAGGAGGCAAAGUACUGACUUCAGAAGAAGAUUACAAUUUGCUGUCUGAUAAACAUUUUCCAGAUCCUGUUGGCUCCAGUGAGAAGGAGGCCACCCAAGCCUUUGCCCAGCUGCCGAAGGAGUUUCCCGUGUACCUGUGGCAGCCGUACUUGAGGCACAGCUACUACUGCUUCUCGGAGCCCGAAGCGCAGAAGCAGUUCAGCGCAGUGCUGAACGAUUGCGUGAGACACUCAAACCACGAUUUUCUCAAGCAGACCACAUAUGAAGUAGAGGCAUUUUUAGAAGCCAUUCAGUUCUUCCGUCAGGAGAAAGGCCACUAUGGGACGUGGGAAAUGACAACUGGCAAUGAAAAACAGAUCUUAAGCAACCUUGUGAUGGAGGAACUCCUACCUAACCUUCAGACGAUGAUCCUGCCUAAAAUGAAAGGAAAGAGGAACGAUCGGAAGCGGGCCUGGUUUGGUAUUGUGGAAGAAACAUAUGGCUUAGUCCAGCAGCAAGUUGCAGAAGGAUUAAGUACCUUGAAAGAAGAAUGCAGAGAUUUUGCAAAAACUCUUGAAGGAACAAUUCGCUCAGAUAUGGAUCAGAUUCUGAACUCAAAGAACUUCUUGGCUGGAAAAAUCAAAGCCACUGUUUCUGAGCCGGCCCAGAAGUGCUGCGCAGAAAAUAUCCAGCCAUUUCUCACUUCCAUAUUGGAGGAGCUCAUGGGCCCAGUGAGUUCUGGAUUCACCGAAGUCCGCUCGCUCUUUGAUAAAGAAGUUAGUGAAAUCAUCCAGAACUUCCAGAAGACAAAUGAUACCACAAAGUUAAAGGAGAAUGUGGACCAGCUUAUGAACCUACCAUUCAACUCUGUGAAAAUGGAGCCUUGUUAUCUGAAAGUGAACCUCCUCCAGGAACUGCUUCAAGACCUCAAGAGUCGCUUCAAGGUCUAUCACAUGGAUUUUGUGGUUCAGAGGACACAGAACUUCAUGCAAGAGCUGAUGGAAAAUGCAGUUUAUACUUUUGAGCAGUUGUUCUCUCCAAGUCGCCAAGCCGACUCAGCGAAAGUUGCAACAACCAUUGAAAAAGUCAAGCUGAGAGUACUGAAGCAAUAUGAUUAUGACAGCAGCACUGUCCGGAAGAAGAUAUUUCAAGAAGCACUGAUACAGAUUACUUUGCCCACAAUGCAGAAGACACUGGCUUCAGCAUGCAAACCAGAGCUGCAGAAAUACGAACAGUUCAUUUUUGCUGAUUACACUAGUGUGAUCCAAGUAGAGAACGUCUAUGAAGAGAUUUUAUAUCAGACGCUGCUUGAAGAAACCCUGAAAGUAAUAAAAGAAGCUGCCAUUCUGAAGAAACACAACCUCUUUGAAGAUAACUUGAAUUUGCCUUGCGAAAGUGUGUCCAGUUUAACUGACCUGAAGACUCCUUCAGGAUCAGCUCAAACCACUUCUGCUAAGAAGCCUUCCACCACCAGAGCAGAAAUAUCAGAUACUGAAACUCAAAGUGACGAAACACUCAUUGUGACUGAAAAAAUUUCUUGGGAGAAAGAUCAUGGUGAUGGAAAGUCAUCAGACAAAGAGGCAGUAGUUCCUGUCAAUGUGGCUGAUAAUCAGGCAAGCCCAAGUGAAAAAGUGAUCGUUACAGACAUCGGUGAAAAACAGGAUUCUCCUCCAUAUACUCCUAAGAAACAAGAAGCUGCAGAGGAAAAAUUAACGUCCCAGAAUGAAGAUACAGAGAAAGCUGAGUUUGUGGAGACCCUUGAGAAAGAACUUAAGACACAAGAAGGGGCUGUGGAGGAAAAAGUAACUUCUGAGACUGAAACUAUGGUGAAAGCAGAUUUUGGAGCCAGCACUGAAACAGAAUACAAGGUACAUGAAGGAGUAAUGGAGAAAAUGGUAACUUCUGGGAGUAAAAAGGCAACAGAAGCCAAGCUUGUAGGAGACGCAGAAAAAGAAAGCAAAGUACAAGAAGAAGUUGCGGAGGUAAAGUUAACUUCCCCACAUGAUAAUGUAGUAGAAUCAGAAAUUUUAGGGAGUGCUAAAAAGAAAACCCAGGUAGAAGAAGGGAUUAUGGAAGAAUUGCCUCAGAGUGAAAAUGCAGUAGGGUUUGGAGAUGAUGGUAAAAAAGAAAGCAAGAACCAAGGAGAGAUCACUGAAGGAAGAGAUACUUCACAGAAUGAAAACACAAUGAAAGGAGGGUCUGGAGAUAGGACUGAAAAAGAAAGCAAGUCAGAAGAAAAGAGUGUUAAACCUCCUGAUGAUGUGAAUGAGAUAAGGAGUUUGCUGAUGGUAACAGUUGAAUUACCAGCAGAUACUCCCUGUGAGAACAUAAAAGAGAUUUGUGAGUGUGAGGCUUUAAAGUUGCAGGAGCAUGAUAACGGGAAUAAUGAGAUGAGCAAAAUCAUUGCAGCAGAAAGUCAAGUAAGGCAGAUGAUGAAUAAAGAUGCGGAUUGCACAGAUCUCAAGGGGGACCAAUUAUCACCAUCCAGUUCAGGGACAGACGGUACAAAUUUAGUGAGUGUGUCAGAGAGGGUUUGCAAUAUAGCACAAGCAGAAUGGUUGGUGGAAAUCUCUGAUACACCUCAAGAAGUAAAGACAGAAAUGGAGAUCGACCACAGUGUUUGGUACACCGGCGUGGGAAGCUGCGAAAGCGAUAGAUUGCAACCAGAGGAACACACUGAAAACAUGUCUGAAGACAAAAGAUUAGAUGUGGAGGAAGGGGGAGCAAGGAAUAAUCACACUGCCCCAGUGGAAGUAGGGACUGAGAGCUUUUUUCCUAAUCCUGCUGAAAAUCCAGACAUACCACAAGUGCCCAUUUUGAAAACACAAGACGCAAGAACAGAACCGAUAGAUGUGCCAGUUCCUUCUGUGCUGGAGCAGGGCGAAGUUAGCGCCGUCCAUGUCACAGGAGAAGCGAAGUCUGGUGAGGGUGAAGGGAAGCCAGCAGAUGAAUCAUCUUCACAUGCUGAAAUUAAAAGCGCAGAAGAGAUUUUCACAGAAGAAAACAGGGAAGAUAGUUCUGUACAGCAAAAUUCUGAAGAAUAAGAAGUAUUUUUCAGUCUGGCCCUCUAGGAUUUAUUCACUUCAGUCGCCCCUGUUUAAUCAUGAAUACUUGUUUAAGGCAGGGCGGGGGGAGAUGAUGGGCUCUAGUGCGGUGUUUCCAACUCUAGCAGUUUUGUGACAGAUCCCUUCCUAAGUGACAGAUGAUUGUUUUCCCUUCACUUAAAGCCCUCACUUUAAAAUCAGGCUACUAUUUGGGAACCUCAUCUUUCACUUAAAAUUUGCUACCUUUUAUGGUUAUAGAAGAAAGUUUGAAAAUGUGACCACUGAAUGCUUCAAAAGCAACUUGCCCCCCAGCUAUAAACUUUUUUCUUUUUUUAACAACUUCACUGUUCUUAGGUUCUUUAGCAGGGACUAGCUCAUGAUUUUUAAAUGCAUGGAUUUGACAGCAACACUCUGAUUCUUAGAUGGUUGGUACAUAAGUUGUUAUUCAAGGAUGCUUUUAGUAUUUGCAUGCAGUAUACGGGAAAUAAAUAACAUUUUUAGUAGUUAAACAGGAACCGAAUAGUUAAUUUGGUAGAUUGCUCAAAAGCCACAUUGUAUGCAAACUCUGGAAACUGAUUACUUAAUUAUUUUAAAGUAUCGACAGAUAUGAAAGACAAUGAAGUGUUCUGAUUUUUUUUUCUUAUUGCGAUAUUUAAAAUGGGAAAAACAUGGGAGCAGGUUUCUCAAUCCCACUCUGCACUUCUGGGUUAUUUAGCCUUCCAGAGCACUUUACAGCUGUUUUAUUUUAUUUUAUUUUAUGGAAGGGAAAGAUGAGAAUGUUUACAGCAACUAUAAUCAUUAGGUAGCAUCUUUCUGUCGUACUUCCCACCAUAAAAUAUAUCCACUUACUGCUAUCUAAUACAUAAUAUUAAGAGUCCUGCCACGCGCAUUCUUACUGACUUCAGUUACAUCACCCCAGUUUUGUAGGCCUUGGUGAUGGCUUUUAGGUGCCUAAGCUACAUCGUAAAUUGCAAUAAUUAUGAAAUAUCACAAUCAUUGUAUGUAAUCUCUAAAGCAGAUAUUCAUUGAAGCAGAAAGCAGGUAAGGCUUAUUCACUUAGAUUUUGGAGGGCAGAAUCUUGUUUCAGAAGCAGUUACUAAAAUGAGAUGUACUGUUCUCAUAUCCAGUAUAUGAUCAUCUACAACAUCAAAUUGUCAUCUAUGCACAGAGUUGCAUAUAUGCAUUAUCGGCACACCCAGCAUAAAGACUUUGUGCACAGAAAAGCUUGAAAGUGAAAAAUAGUAUUUUAAUAAAUUGGGCAUGCAAACUAGCCAUGCACUUUAGAGGUCAGUUUAAGGCACCUUAAAAAUCUGGCCUAGAGUUUCAGACUGUUUCUGAAUAAAUAUAAUACAGUCCAGGACAGCUAAGAUUAAUUAUAAAUACAGUAAGUAAGGACUGCAGAACUGCACCCAUAAAGAGAUGGAAAGAAAUAAUGAAAUCCCAAGAGUCCUGCGAAAUAACAGAGUCCUGAUAUUUGUUGGCAUUUAACUUUAACUAACUGUGUAAAGUCUAUUAUUUAAUGCUAUCAAAUAUUCUAUAAUACUAACAGACUAGUGACACUAGAGGAAUAGGCAAAUAUUACUGCAAAAGGAUGGAACGUUGUUGAGUAACUUGACCAACUGGAACGUCACUACUGUAAAAUAAAUGCAGCUACUAUUUAUUCCUAAAACCCUAUUGUGGUACACAAAUAUUGACAUCAUAUACAUUUUCCUUGCAAAAGUAGUUUUGAGUAGCGUCCUCCUUGUAUUUAAUGCGAAAAUACUCAUCUGCAAAUACACACACAAACCACUGUCAGCUGAUUUCUUACAAAUCAUUACUUAUUUCUAAUUGGUACUGAACAUAAGCGACUUCAGAUUUAGCAUAUGUGCCUUAUAGCUAAUGAGCAGCAGUAUUUUAGCUAUGUCGUGGAAUAUGGGACAUGGAUAUUUUCAAUAUGGUGUUCUGUAUGAAAGAGGAACAGUAAGAGAGCAACAGUUAUUCUCUGCAAAAAAUGCUGCAUUCUUCUGCCAAAGCUAUUCAGCAGUAAUAUGAAUUAGAUACAUCUUGUACAUUUACAGUACAAAAAGGAUAUAGCAUAACCAUUCUCUUCAGAGUAAUAGUUUAGUUAUUCCUGUGGCAGACUGGGAUCUGGGAAGCAUUUUUCUGUACAUACUUAAUAAUUUAGCUGCUGAAUACAAAAAUGCUCAGUAUAUUUGUUUUUCACAAGUAGAACGGGAAAGAACUGAGAAGAUUUAUCUUGUACCUUUGCUUGCGUGCUGCAAAUUUAAGUUGAUCACUGCUAGGAGGUUGAUUUUUGCUUUUGUGUACAUUUUCUUGGUUUUCCCUACGUUCAGGCGAUUACAAAUGGAUACGGUAGCAUUCUCUUUUCCUUAACAAGACUGGGAAUAAUACACCUGAGUGUUACUUAGAAGUGACAACAAUUUAGAAGUCGAUGGAGCACACGUUAAAAAAUAAGUCCACUGAUGGGUCAAUAAUUUUUGUAGCUUUCUCGAGGUUUCCUACAGUUAUCUUUAAUGAACACCUUGGUUUUGUAAACUGGGAACACCAGUAAAUAAUCUUUUCCAGCCCGAGGGGCUGGGGACGAGCUGGGCAGAAGCGCUGAGGAAGCAAGCAGCGUUUCCAGGCGGUGUGUGCGUCCUCGCCGUUGUAUGUCGUGCGGUUGCCCGCUUUAAGGAACAGGACGUGAAACACAGUGUAUCUUGCCUGUAACUUUGUGAUAACCGCUUAUAAUGACAAUAAAAUAAGCUUUUCCCUUCCA